AUGGCUGUCCCAUCUGCGCAAAACGGACACAAACAUGGAUUAAAUCACUUUUAUUUGAAGACAGACGCUUUGGGAACAGGAUCGUCACUAGAGGAUGCAACUUUGUGGCCCAGACCUUUGGCUCGAAAAUGGUUCGUGGGUCUGUUCCUGGGCACCUGCCUGCUGUACUGUGCGAGGAUGGCCAUGCCAAUCUGUGCCGUCACCAUGGCCACCACCUUCCACUGGACCAAGACCGACACCGGGGUCGUGCUCGGGAGCUUCUUCUGGGGCUACUGCAUCACUCAGAUCCUGGGAGGACACGUCAGUGAUGAGGUGGGUGGAGAGCGGGUCCUCCUGAUGUCCGCCGUGUCCUGGGGCCUGGUUGCGGCCGUGACUCCUCUGAUGUCCCGGGCCUCGUCUCACGCCCUGUUCCUCAUGACAGCUGCUCGCUUCCUCAUGGGCUUGCUGCAAGGGGUUUUCUUCCCGUCUCUGGCCAGCAUGUGCUCGUAUCGGGUGGUCAAAGCCGAAAGAGGCUUUUUGAUGAGCAUUUUAAACAGUGGCACUUAUCUGGGGACGCUGGUGGCCGGGGGUCUGGGCUCCGUCAUGCUGCAGAACUAUGGAUGGGAAUAUCUGUUUUACUGCAUUGGUUUUGUCAGCUGCCUCUGGGCGCUUUUCAUCUGGUAUUCUUUGGUGAAAGGAAAGGAGAUGGUCAGACAGAAGCCGCGCAAGUCAAACCUGAGAUGGCUGAGUCUCAUAAAGAAGCCCCCAGUCUGGGCCAUGGUGGUCGCUCACACGUGCUCGGCCUCCACCUUCUACACACUGUUGUCCUGGCUGCCCACCUACUUUGAAGAAUCCUUUCCAAACGCAAAGGGAGGAGUCUACAACACUGUCCCAUGGUUGGCUGCCAUCCCGGCCAGUCUGGUGGGGGGCUGGGCCUCGGAUUUCCUCAUUGCUAAAGGAUACCCAGUGGUGAACGUGAGAAAGGUCAUGCAGGUUAUUGCGAUGGGAAUCCCAGUCCUUUUCAUUUUACCCAUGUCCAACACUGCCCACUUACCCACUGCAGUGACGCUGUCCACUGUGGCCAUAGCAGCGACCACCUUCUCCAGUGGAGGUGUGUCUGUGAACGUGCACGAUCUCACUCCGUCGUGUGCUGGCGCCCUCUAUGGUUUUAUGAACAUGAUGGGGGCUUUAUCAGGAGUGGUGACCGUGUCUCUGUCUGGAUACCUGAUUGAAGUGACGCAGACCUGGGCACCAGUCUUCUCUCUCUUUGCUUUGAUAAACUCCUGCGGUUUGGGAGUUUACUUGGUUUUUGCAGAUGCUCAACGCCUGGACCAGCAUAGCUACAGCCCAGUCACUGUCAUCUGA
Knipowitschia caucasica is the source of this 1344-nucleotide messenger RNA. The record is from the annotation of a GenBank genome assembly. NCBI's taxonomy places the organism in Eukaryota, Metazoa, Chordata, Actinopteri, Gobiiformes, Gobiidae.